AUGGCCGCUGGAGACGGCGAGCCGGUGCUACAGUCAAAGAGCGUGUGCGUGGUUGGUGGCGGCAUGGCCGGCCUAGCGGCGGCGCGCGAGCUGCGGCGGGAGGGUCACGCCGUCACGGUCAUGGAGCAGAGCAGCGACGUCGGCGGGCAGUGGCUGUACGAUCCCAGGACCGACGUCGAGGACCCGCUCGGCGCUGUAGCGCCGGUGCGCGUGCCCAGCAGCAUAUACUCGUGCCUCCGCCUCAUCAGCCCGCGGGAGGCCAUCGGCUUCUCUGACUUCCAGUUCCUGCCCAGCCAAGGCGCCGGCCGUGACCCGCGCCGCUUCCCCGGCCACCGCGAGAUGCACUGCUACCUCCAGGACUUCUGUGACGCGUUCGGACUCAUGGACGCCGUCAGGCUCAACACCCGGGUCCUGCGUGUCGCCCUCGCGGCCAUGUCGACGUCCAAGGCCAAGGCAACACAUAGGUGGGCGGUGAGGUCCGUGCGGCGUCUCCACGGCACGGAUGAAUAUGAUGAUGAUGCGGAGGAGGACGAGGAGUUGUUCGACGCCGUGGUGGUGGCUACCGGCCACUACGCGCAACCGAUGCUCCCGAGCGGCAUCCAGGGCAUGGGGGAAUGGAGGCGCCGGCAGCUGCACAGCCACUCGUACAGGACGCCGGAGCCGUUCCGCGGCGAGGCCGUGGUGGUGGUAGGGGGCGGGGACAGUGGCAAAGACAUUGCUUUGGACCUCUGCCACGUCGCCAGGGAGGUGCACCUCGCCGCCAGCUCCGAGGUCGCCACGCCGGCCAUGUUGAGGAUGCUGGCCAACCACGGCGACGUCUUGCGCCUGCACCCGCGGAUACGCCAGCUACAUGCGGACGGGCGCGUGGAGUUCGCCGACGGCUCCUCUGUCGUGGCCGACACGGUCAUCUACUGCACGGGGUACGCCUACUCGUUCCCUUUCCUAGACACGGGCGGCGCAGUCACCGUGGGGGACAACGGCUAUGUCGUCGGGCCGUUGUUCGAGCACGUGUUCCCCCCGUCCCUGGCGCCGACGCUCUCCUUCGUGGGCGUGCCGAGGAAGAUCCCGAUCCCAUGGUUCUUGGAGGUGCAGGCGCGGUGGGUCGCGCAGGUGCUGUCCGGCCGCCGCGAGCUGCCGCCGGAGGAGGAGAUGCUGCGGUGCGUGGAGGAGAACCUCUGCGCCAGGGAAGCCGCCGGUGUGCCAAGGAAGCUCACGCACAACAUCGGUGGCAUUGAACCUCACGCAAUAUUCGAGUUCGGGGAGAAGUAUUGUGACAUCGCACCGCUCGAGGAGUGGAAGAAGGAGCUCAUGGUGUCCAGCGUCGUGAGCAUGAUGGACGACGUGGAGACCUUCCGUGACCUCGCCAAUGACAGCGAGAACGUGCACAAGGGCCUGCAGGAAUGGCGCUUGGGUGCUGCUGCUCUGCUCAAGGUCAAGCAAAACCGGCCAAUAACUACUCCCGUAGACACUGAAGGUGAUGGCCUUUAG
Molecule: messenger RNA, 1488 nt
Organism: Triticum turgidum subsp. durum (durum wheat)
Lineage: Eukaryota; Viridiplantae; Streptophyta; Magnoliopsida; Poales; Poaceae
Source: the annotation of a GenBank genome assembly